Messenger RNA from Porites evermanni, 2677 nucleotides. The record is from the annotation of a GenBank genome assembly. NCBI's taxonomy places the organism in Eukaryota, Metazoa, Cnidaria, Anthozoa, Scleractinia, Poritidae.
AUGAAAGAAAUUGAAAAAAGAGCCAAAGAGACAGAGAGAAGAAAACAACUCAACAUAUUGUGCUCCAGGUCAGCUCUGUUGUUGUCUGUAGUGAGUUGUAUCGCACUGAUCCACGUUGAACUCAGAAUGCAGGAACAUCACCGACUGAUUUCACACUCAGUAACAAGCUGUGAUCAGAUGGAGACAGAAAUACUCCGAAAAUUACAAACACACAAUUACAACAACUGGCAAGCUACGAAGGAAAGCCAUUUAGGAGGUGAUUCGCAAGAGACACGAGGUAUUAAAUGGCGUCAGUUAUUAUUUUUGUCAUUUUGCACUGCAAUUAUCGUGUCCCUUGGUGGUGAGAGCUACCAAACCAGCUUCGAAAUCCUCAAAUAGAUCUUAGUAAAAGGUUAUCCAUCGCGAGGUAAAGUUUUUUCGUCACUCAGGUUUAUAGACAAUUCAUGCUCUGGCUAUUUUCAUCCCUGCUUCCAUAAUCUUUGUUUAUGAUGUUUUUUCUUGCACUGUGAACCAUCAUACAAUCUGCACAUGCCAUAAUACAAAUGUCAUGUGUCUGCCCAACUGAAUUAUAACUUUCGCUAUGUUUGUAAUCAGCAGAUCGACAAGAAGCCUUGUCAAGAAUAAAGCGAGCUUCACCACAAAAUUCGCAACAGAAUCGUAUCCAAACGGUUUCUGCAGUAAAACGGAUCAUCAAAGAAGAGCUUCGUUUGCUGAAAAACCAAAUCUGUGCUAAAGAUGAAACAGUUUGCCGGUCAGGACCAAAAGGGAACACUGGACGACGGGGAAAACCGGGAAACCGAGGAAGACCAGGCCCCCCGGGGAGACCCGGGCCAGAAGGACCGCCUGGUAAACACGGACCCAUAGGGCCUCAAGGACCGAUGGGUUUAAAAGGAGAUCUCGGAGUGCCGGGUGACCAGGGUCCCGCGGGACCAAGGGGCCAGUCGGGACAGAAGGGCGUCAAAGGUGAACCAGGGAAGUCCAUCUCCAUUCCUUCUUUGCUGCAGCGACCUGUUGGAACGACAGUUAAUGAAAGUCAGACAGCCAUCUUAAAAUGUGUAGCAGACGGUAAUCCAACUCCACAGGUCACGUGGUCUAAGCUGAAUUCAUCGCUUCCCAUUGGACGUCACGUGACUACCAGUAGCGCUCUUAUUGUGACGGACGUUAGACCAGACGACGAUGGAGUUUACAGAUGUAGAGCUGACAACUUGCUGGGCAGCAUCAACGCUACGGCAAAACUAACUGUUCAGAGUAAGUAAGUGAAUAAAUAUUGCUUACACUCCCUGUAACUUGUAACGACGAAUUUUAAUCCAACGAAAGCACCUGUUAAACCUGUGUCGUCCAAGCUUGGUUCUAAUUAUUCUUAUUAAUAUCAUUGUUGUCUCUAACUUUUGUAAACCGUAAAGCAAACAAGUGAACACAACGAGUUUGGAGCAUUUCCUGAAUGAGCUCCAUAUCAUAUUAAAUGAUUUUUAAAAUAGACCUGAAAUUAUUUCAAUCUGAUAACACUUUUUUUUUGCGCUUUUCUAAAGCUGGCCCAAAAGUGUUCUUAUCAUCCAAUCGACUAAUGGCUGAAGAGAAACAAAAUGUCACUAUCGCCUGCAAUGCUUCUGGUCAGCCACAACCAAGCAUCACGUGGUUUAAGUCAGUUGGUAGUUUGCCACAGGAAAGAGCUAAAGUAAAGAAUGGAGCACUGACAAUUUAUGACGUUAGAAGAAACGACGGUGGAAUAUACAUUUGUACAGCAAACAAUAUUUUGGGGUCAGCGUCGGCGAUGUCGUUAGUUGUGAUAUUUCCUCCUCUUCGAUUCAAGCUCAUACCUCCAAAAGAGGUGACUCCUGAUAGGUUUGGUUCAACCGUACUUCUACCAUGUUCAUCAGAGAGCGACCUAAGAACGAAAAUUACCUGGACAAAGGAUGGCAAGUCUUCUCUUCCUGCUGACACUUAUUUUCUACCCAAUGGGACAAUGGUUCUCUUAAACAUUAAAAGAUCACACGUAGGAUCUUACAUAUGUAGGGCAACUAAUGCUUUAUCUACAAUAGAAGCUAAAGUUAAAAUCAACUCUCCACGUUUUGUAGGUACUUCAUGUUCAGUGAUACGAAAAGACGUCGGCAGUGUAAACGGAAAUUACGUCAUUGAUCCAGAUGGCGAGGGAGGCCAGGCACCAUUCACAGUCUUCUGUGACAUGACUGAUAAGAGUGGAGUUGGCGUGACAGUAAUAGGUCACGACAGUGAAAGCAGAACACAUGUGAAUGGAUAUAGCGGUAAAGGUGGUUACUCACGUGACAUUCAUUACACAGGAGCAAGUCUGUCUCAGCUGGCGAGUCUCACCCGAGUCUCUUCACACUGUGAACAGUUUAUUAAGUAUGAGUGUUAUCACUCAGUUUUGCUUUACAAUAGAGAUCCAUACGGAUGGUGGGUGUCACGUGAUUCUACUAAGAUGACGUACUGGGGCGGGGCGUCUAUCAGCGGCAAGUGCGCAUGCAGUAUGACCAACUCAUGCGCAAACUCCAGGUUUGGUUGUAACUGUGACAAGAAUGACUUUGUAUGGCGUGAAGACAGCGGUCUGCUGACUGACAAGACAAAGCUUCCUGUCAAACAACUCAGGUUUGGAGAUACUGGUGGCAGCAAUCAAGGUUAUCACACACUGGGGAAACUGAAGUGUUACGGAACAGCAUGA